AAAACUCAGCUUUAAUCCAAAAUGUUUAUUCUGCAGUGUUUGUUUCUCAUGGAGAGAUCAUCUAGAGUCUGCAAAACCCUUCAACAGAAACCUGCAAAAACAGACGAGAAACCCCAGGACGGAAAACUACAGGAGAACACAGAUGAAGCAUUAGCAGACCAGAAAGUGAUGGCAGGAGAAGCUCUGGACAGGAGGAACGUCUGGGAGCCCAGUGUUUACUACUCUCUGGGAAAGGAGUCUUUCUGUUUUGCUGGUCAUGAAAUCAGCAUCCGUGAAUCUAUGGACACUUACGGCGCUCUGAUCUGGCCCGGGGCAGUGGCUUUGUGUCAGUUUUUGGAGAAUAACCAGCAACAAGUGAACCUGAUGGACAAAGCAGUGUUGGAGAUCGGAGCUGGGACUGGCCUUCUGUCCAUAGUGGCCAGUCUACUUGGUGCUUGGGUGACAGCUACUGACCUGCCGGAAAUCUUGCCUAAUCUGACCUUUAACCUUUUACGGAACACAAAGGGCCGGUCUCGCUACACCCCUCAGGUAGCAACCCUUACCUGGGGUCAGGACCUGGACCGAGACUUCCCCUCCCCAUCCUACCACUACGACUACGUGCUGGCAGCAGACGUCGUCUAUCCCCACCAAUGUCUGGACGAACUUCUGGAGACUAUGCACCACUUCUGCCGACCGGGAAGCGGAACGACUCUGCUGUGGGCCAACAAGGUCCGCUUCCAGUCAGACCUGAGGUUCACAGAGAGCUUUAAGAGUCAUUUCAACACCACGCUGCUGUGUGAGCUCCCACAGCAGGAGGUGAGGAUAUACACAGCCACGGCCAAGGAGUGAUGACGGAGGCUCAGCUUCGCUCGUCAUUCUGAUGGCAUUUAUUAUUCAACCACUGGGGAAAUAGAAUCUAGAAUACAGAAAAAGCCUGGUUUUAAUCUGUGUUUACAUGACAUUCCUGAACAGUGCUACAAUCAUCAUUAAGCAGAAAUUAAUUCAAAUUUCCAUUUCAAUAAGCUAUUUUACUUGCCAGCAUUUUUUUUUCAUACAUUAAUGUCUCUGACUUUAACUUUUGUUCAACAUUGUGUUUUAAAAAUAAACUGAAUGCUGUAAACAUCUGUCCUAUAGUCAUAUUUGUCCCAUAACAACUAAACAACACUUUGAUAGGUCUUACACUCUCAACUAUCUGUGGAAACAGACAAAUAGUAUCCAUCAAGUUAAGAAAACAUAUUUUCCAAAAA
Molecule: messenger RNA, 1226 nt
Organism: Sphaeramia orbicularis (orbiculate cardinalfish)
Lineage: Eukaryota; Metazoa; Chordata; Actinopteri; Kurtiformes; Apogonidae
Gene: mettl21cb
Product: methyltransferase 21C, AARS1 lysine b
Exons: 4
Coding region: 22-828 (268 amino acids)
Source: RefSeq, a predicted model, not a curated record